AUGGCUCCGCAGUGGCCCAAGAUCCGCGCUUGCAACCCGAAGAGAGCGGAGGAAGAGAGUCGGCGCCAUCGAGAAGAAGAGCCCGCUCAGUUCUUCCUACAGAACAAAUUCGAGGACAUUGUAGCUCGGGGGAGAUGGAUGAAGCUAAAAUCCGCGCCAGUCCACUGGCCAGCUGAGCUGGUUCGAAAGCACGUACAUCCCUGUCAUGUGUUGACCUCAGCGGUCAUUGAGCAGUACAAAGCCAUCAACAAAGUUUGGCUUCUGGAUGCCAAGGAAAUGACCGCCGACAGUCUCGAGUUCGUUGUUUAUGCUGCCACCAUACACGACAGCAAGUUGCUCGGCCGAGACCGACUGGAAACGGCGUGCAGAAGUAUCCGCCAUCAUAUCGAAAUCGCGCUCCUGGUGUUACGACCACCAACGGAGCAGCGGGCAAUCGUCCUGGAUGUAGCGCCCGGCAGUAUAGUCACUUUGAGAGCCCCACCCCCUGGAUCGCGAGCCAUCUUAUCAUCCCCACACGCGUCCCUCCCGUACAAAGCCAACUGGCGGUCUGUCGACCUGUCGACCUCUGUCAAGCAAGGAAUUCGCAACGACCUAAACCACGAGCUCGUCCUUCUGCAGUACAAGGUCGGGCGAUACGACAUGUCCAUUACGUUUGGCGCCCUCCUCCUCAAGGACAUCCGCAAUGAGCCCGCAACGCUCGCUGAUGUCGGGAUGAGACGCGACGCCCUGAACAGGCAGUAA
Messenger RNA from Alternaria infectoria, 741 nucleotides. RefSeq lists its product as uncharacterized. The record is from RefSeq and is a predicted model, not a curated record. Bases 1 to 741 code for a protein of 246 amino acids. The transcript is spliced from 2 exons. Lineage: Eukaryota; Fungi; Ascomycota; Dothideomycetes; Pleosporales; Pleosporaceae.